CGUGGAUGCACCAAUAAACUGCAGCAGGAAAUGCUCACGUGACACAUAGCGUUAGAAUGGCAGGAGACUCCGAAUCCAAACUGCAGCUGGUCCAAAGACACAUUCGAGCUUUUCCAGACUUUCCGAAGGAAGGCAUCGUGUUCAGGGACAUCUGUCCCAUCCUGAAGGAUCCAGCUGCUCUGACAGCUGUGAUUGACCUGUUUGAAGAACAUGUGAGGAAGAACCACCAGCAGCUGGACCUGAUUGUUGGUCUGGAUGCUCGUGGUUUCCUGUUUGGGCCUCUCCUUGCCCAGCGGCUGGGCCUCGGCUUUGUCCUGGUCAGAAAGAAAGGCAAGCUGCCUGGAACCACCGUGUCUGUGGCAUACGAUUUGGAGUACGGCAAGGCAGAAGUAGAGAUCCAGGAGGAUGCUGUGGCUCCAGGACAGAAGGUCCUACUCAUUGAUGACCUUUUGGCUACUGGAGGGACAUUGUAUGCGGCCUGUGAGCUGAUGAAGAAGCUGCAGGCGCAGAUAGUGGGCUGCCUGGUGGUGAUGGAGCUCAAAGAGCUGCAGGGCGCUGACAAGCUGAAGCCCCACUCCGUGUUCUCCCUGCUGCACUACUGAAAGCAAAGGCCGAGUCGGGUGCUUCCCUUCAAUCACAUGUUGAUAUGCAUGUGGUGCUGAAAUCCAUCUUCGAGAUGACGUCUAAUUCUGCCUACUAAGCAAAGAAAUACAUGAAAAUAUAUCAUUUGUUUCAAAGCUUUUUUAAAUAAUACAAUCAAAUAAAUGUUGCAAAUAAGACCAGCAGAGACUAAAUUGAGAUGAUUGUGUGCAGGCAGCCUCUUGACUGAAGGCUUUCCAUGGGAGUAAGUCAGAAGGGAACAGAGCAGUCACUGUUGUGCUCCUGAAGGAUGGGAUGUGGCUCAAGUAAAAGAUAAAAAUACUAGUGGUUCGAUGCAUAAAACGGGUCCAAUCAAAGAUAAUUAAAUAUAUUGGUUUUUGCAGGUCUUUUCAUUCUGUCAUUUUGUUGGUGAUGCUACACUACUGACAUGAAAUGGUAUUAAACAACUUGAAUGUUAGUGGUAUCUGCAUAACUCAAACUAUCCCUGUAAGAGCAUUGUAGAGAUUGACUCAAACAUUGUGUCCUUGGUCGUCCUUGAUGGAAUAUUUCUGUAUUAUUUGGACUUUGAGUUUCAAUCCACAACAUGCAUCUUUCUUUGUUAGUGUUUGGUUGAAACCUUGUUUGAAAGCCUUCUUGCUGAAUGAAAUGUCUGUAAGUAGA
Messenger RNA from Pungitius pungitius (ninespine stickleback), 1260 nucleotides. It is a transcript of the gene aprt, whose product is annotated as adenine phosphoribosyltransferase. Gene Ontology annotation, biological process: adenine salvage; AMP salvage. Gene Ontology annotation, cellular component: cytoplasm. Gene Ontology annotation, molecular function: adenine phosphoribosyltransferase activity; adenine binding; AMP binding. The coding region runs from base 57 to 602 and encodes 181 amino acids. NCBI's taxonomy places the organism in Eukaryota, Metazoa, Chordata, Actinopteri, Perciformes, Gasterosteidae. The transcript has 5 exons. The record is from RefSeq and is a predicted model, not a curated record.